Messenger RNA from Dreissena polymorpha, 2397 nucleotides. RefSeq lists its product as uncharacterized. The transcript has a single exon. The record is from RefSeq and is a predicted model, not a curated record. The coding region runs from base 1174 to 2376 and encodes 400 amino acids. Lineage: Eukaryota; Metazoa; Mollusca; Bivalvia; Myida; Dreissenidae.
UUAAUGUCAUAUUUAAAUCUCAAACGUGAAUUAUCCCUAAAGAAUGUGUUAAUAUAUUAUUAAAUUGGAAAAAUUAAACAUUAUUUAUUAAAAAAAUAAUGCAUGCAUUUUAUUCGAACGAGCAACAGAACACUUAUUACUAAUAUUUCUUUGUUUAUCAAUUAUCAUCCUUCAAAAUUGAAUUCAAAAUUAAAGCGUCGUUACUUUUUUUUCGAUUAUUUGGAAAAUAUAUUGCUCAGCGUUUGAAAAUACCCUGAAACGUUAUGAAGUUUAAACAGCUAUUGGAAGUGCGUGUGAUUUGGGCAAAGGUCGCGGGAUCUAAUCCCAGUAAAGGCAUAUAACCAAAUCAUAAAAAAAACGUGCGUUUUGUGCUAUUAUUUCUUUUAUUAUUUAAUUUAUUUGAAAAUAUUAUAAUUGUGUAAGUAAAAUAAUUUAAUGAUUUUUUUUACAAACAUGCGAAAAUCUGGGAAGAAUUACAUAUAAGGGUGUACGUAGUUCGCCAUAGAUUUCCUUCUUACUGAAUACACCCAAUAAAAUAGCACCAAAACAUAUGACUUAAAAGUAUAUAGUUCCACGAGAGAACUUCUAAAUCAAUACAUGAAAAUAUUAUAGUACGCAAUCCUUAAGAAAACAACGACGUUGUGUUCAUUAGCAUAGUGUGUUGCUCGAUUACCGCCAUCGAUCUUUUUGAUAAUAAACAAGAACAAUUUCUUUUCGUUCAAUUGAUCAAGUAUCUAGCGGGCAGUGUUCUAUGCACUAACAGAACGUGUGAAAAUGCGGCAGCAGAGGGGAGCUUUUGUUUCCAACAAUCAAUCAUACAGACAGAUUACUGUAAGCUCCUGUCGUUCAACAAAUCUACUUCGAGAGAUUAUGAACUUUAAUCCAGUUUUAAUAAGAUAUUGCAUUUUAUUACUUCUAUUAUUUGUCUGAGAUUUGUUUAUUGUAAAUUGCAUUGAACGUGUAAAUUAUAUUAAAAAGUUUUCAUUUUAAAUGCACAAUUUCGUGCAAAUUUAAUUUGAAAAAAGUGACUUGUGUAACGUAUUGAUCAUUGGCAGUUUCAACAUACCGCGAACAGUCACUGUUACAUAAUAAAGAGCUUAAAAUGUUCAUAACGAACGUGCGACUACAUACAUUUUGCUCGUUCCAUAUGUUAGUUCGUUGGAAUGCUUGACAAUGACGACAAAACGGGACUUCGCAAAAAGCGCCCCUGUGCGACGAUUAAGUCGUCAGGCGCAAGGAAAGAAGAACAAUUCAGUGAAGGAGAUUCAACAAUGGAUCGCCAAAGAUGGCGGUGGUGAUCAGACAAUGCGCGGAGCACGUAACGUCAGUCAGCUAACAGAAAACGUCACCGAGGAGCGCAUGUUGUACGCACGUAAGCUGGAGCUGGGUAGAGAACGCUCUAAGUUUUUGUCAUUGCAUGAGUACGAGAAGCAGAAAUUCGUGGAAAGGCAAUCCACGAAGGACAAAAUGAUGAAAAAGUACAUGGACUCGGCCCGCAAAGUGAUUGAAAAGGCGCAUUCAAGGCGGACGUUAACUGUGCACAUUCCGCAAGUGGAAUACUAUUCACUGACUAGCACCCCUGUGGGUGACGAGAACACGCCACGCCUUGAGUCACCAGUGUCCGCAAAAUACAACAUUUCUUCAAACAGACGGAUGAAAUCCUGUCCGCAAUUGCGUUCAAACCCAAGAAUUCACACCGCGAAAAGUAAUACCGAGGCGACAAGAGGUGUUGUCUCUAGUCAAGGUGAAGCGUUUUCCGUACCUGUCAACGAUUCUCUGAAAAGUGUGUCUUUGUAUUCUGUAGAUGGACCUAGCAGACCGAGUUCUACGUUGACCAAGCAUGCAGUUAACGCUACAAACAGUUUAACGAAAAUUGCCCUUACGAAUCGUGCAUGUUAUGUUAACACAAGUCAUGGAACAAAUGAGGAAAACCUACGAGUAAGUGCUAAGGCGGAUGUCGGUCGGCUUCCACUAACUCCGAGCGGUCGGCCUAAAACAAUUAUCAAUGAUAUCGGUCAGGCAGGCACCUUGCAAAGGGGACAGAGGUCCUCGAGUCCGACUAAAUCCGUGAAAUUGCUUUCAGUGCGCGAAGACACAAAACCAACGCUAACCGCCCCAGGUACGCCACAACAGUCACGUGACGCUAACACGAUGGAGCGCGCCUCGUCCUCCGUUACAGACCCCCGCUACUUGGCCCUUGAAACUACGCUGAUUCCUGCUGUACCACUCAAGAAGAAACCUCCACCGGUGGUUGACAUAAUUGCGAAAAACGCCGUUCUGAAAAUGAGGUCGAAAUGCGAAAGUGCCGCGAGUGCGAAACAAAUGCACACGAAGUUUAUUGCACUUUUGUUAGAGAAAGAACUAGGAUAUCGUUAGACGCUGUUUGGUGUAUAUAUA